Penicillium brevicompactum is the source of this 1191-nucleotide messenger RNA. RefSeq names its product NAD(P)/FAD-dependent oxidoreductase. The transcript is spliced from 6 exons. The record is from RefSeq and is a predicted model, not a curated record. NCBI's taxonomy places the organism in Eukaryota, Fungi, Ascomycota, Eurotiomycetes, Eurotiales, Aspergillaceae. Gene Ontology annotation, cellular component: cytoplasm. Gene Ontology annotation, molecular function: electron-transferring-flavoprotein dehydrogenase activity; flavin adenine dinucleotide binding. Bases 1 to 1191 code for a protein of 396 amino acids.
AUGAAUAUUCGCAACAUUAUUGUCGUCGGCGGCUCUUUUGUCGGACGAACUACCGCCCAAGAGCUGGCCCGUGUCGUGCCGCCAACGCAUAGAGUCCUUCUCACAGAGCCCCACAGCCACUUCCACCACCUGUUUACGUUCCCUCGCUUUGCGAUUGUUCCAGGCCAGGAGCACAAAGCGUUCAUUCCAUACAGCGGUAUCUUCAACUCAUCACCAAACCCUUCAGCGCAUGGCGUUGUUCAAGCACGCGUAUUGUCUGUGAAACCAAACUUCAUAGAGCUAGAUCGUGAGUGGAACGGCUCGAAGCAGAUUCCAUUCGACUAUGUUGUUCUCGCUACUGGUACCCGUCUCUCAAAGCCCGCAGCGAUGGAAAAUGACGACAAGCCAUCAUCCGUUGACUACCUGCAAAAACAUCAAAUUGGCGUCAAGCAAUCGAAAUCAAUUUUGAUUGUUGGAGGUGGAGCUGUGGGUGUCCAAAUGGCCGCCGAUCUCAAAGAGCAUUAUCCGGAGAAGGAGGUGACGGUUGUUCAAUCCCGCGAUCGUGUGAUGCCCAACUUCCACUCUGACCUCAACGAUCUGAUCAAGCGUCGAUUUGAUGAGUUGGAUAUCCGGCUCGUCACCGGUUCUCGCGUAACCAUCCCACCAGGUGGAUUCCCCAAUGAUGGGAGUACCUUCCAGGUUCAGCUCACCAACGGGACCACCGAGUCCACUCAAUUUGUCAUCCUGGCAACUGGCCAAACUCCGAAUAAUCAACUGGUUUCCGAUUUGAAGCCAUCUAGUCUUGAUGGGAAGAGCAUCGUCAACCCAGAGAAUGGGUUCAUCCGGGUGCGACCCACCAUGCAGCUUUUGGAUGAGCAGUAUUCCAACCUGUUCGCUGUGGGUGAUAUUGCCGACACCGGGGCACAGAAAGCUGCCAGGCCGGGCUCGGCUCAGGCUGCGGUAGUUGCGAAGAAUAUUGUGUCCUUGAUUGAAGGCCGGUCAGCAGAUGAUACGUUUGUCAAGGGACCUGGGGCUAUUCAUUUGACACUUGGCAUGAAGCAAAACGUAAUUUUCCGCAAUCCCAACACCGCGGAGGGCCAGACUGAGCCGUGGAUCAAUCUGAAGGAAGAUGGGCGAGAGGAUAUGAAUGUCGAAGCCAUGUGGGAAAGAUUGGGCAUCACGGUUGAAAGCCCUCGUCAAUACCAUCUGUGA